Molecule: messenger RNA, 1493 nt
Organism: Lingula anatina
Lineage: Eukaryota; Metazoa; Brachiopoda; Lingulata; Lingulida; Lingulidae
Product: 7SK snRNA methylphosphate capping enzyme
Biological process (GO): snRNA modification
Molecular function (GO): snRNA binding; RNA methyltransferase activity; O-methyltransferase activity
Source: RefSeq, a predicted model, not a curated record
GUGCUGGUCGAAGCGAGUCGAAGAGUAAAAAAUCUCCAAAAUUUUUAUAAUCUAACGGCGAUUGAAGCUUUGUCAGGACAGUUUUCUUUAGGAUCGUGCUACAUGCUCAUAGUUGGACAAUUACCUUCGCUGACUGUAGAGAAAACUGACUCGAAACUUUCAUUGCUGAAAGUGGACCAAGGUUAUUCACUGUACGGUGCCCGGCCGCCAGGGGUCGCUAGUAGCGAUGUAAACAACGUGGUUGGAAAACGAUUCUAGAAAACUUUUUCCUCGGUUAAAAAGCAGCGAUGAGCGUCGAAGUAAAGACGCCAACAAGGACACAAUAUGAGCACAGGGAGUUUCCCUGCGGAGAAGGAUCGCCUGCGUCGAAACCGAAGCCGUCGCCGACGAUCUCGAGUGAAGAAAAGGUGUCGGAGCACCCGUCGUUGAGCAACAACAGUACUCACGGAUCAGUGGCUUCCUCGGCAGCGCAGCAAAGACCUUAUAACAGGCAGCACUCGCAGGGCGCUAGGAAACGUCUGGGGAGUCAAAAGGAGUGGCAGAGCCGUCACACUUCGAAAAAAAGUCGUCUGGGUGGUAAGCAGCAUGCACCUGGUCAGUUUCCACUGCCGACCAAAUUCCUGUUGGGAGGGAACAUCAGGGACCCUUUGAAUCUGAACAGCCUCUGUGACGAUGAGGAAGUCAACAAAGCGCUGAAUCAAGACACUCCAGUCUCGUCACCAAUCCCCACGCCAGCACAUCGCAAGGAACAAGUUGAAGUUAUCAUUCCACCGAAUAUUACUGACCCACUGAACUUGAACGAGCAAAAUGACGGGGAGAUGAAAUCAAAUAGUGCAAAGAAGAAAAAGAGAAAUCAUCAUGUUAAAAAUAAAAAGAACAAGACAGAUGAAGGAAGGAAGAAAGAAGAGGAAAAAAGCAGCAGUAGCAGUGUUGCUACCACACCUUUAACAAUAGAUACCAGUGAAGAAAUGGUGACUGCGAUGCGCAAGGUUAACGAUGAAAUUGUUUCUCCGGUGAUUCCACAACAUAGCCGGCAACACAGUCGAAAACCAUCAGCCAGUACGACAGUUACACGGAGUAUUCUAACCUCAGAAACAACGCCCAGUGAAAAACUGCAGACUGAUCCACUCUCCAGCAGUGGAGGAAGUGGGAAGUUACACAAAAGCAAACCCAAGAAACAAGAUGGCAAGCAGGGGACACAUUUUCACAAGAAAAACCCCAAAUUUAUUCAUGGGAAUUACAACAGGUACUAUGGGUAUAGAAACCCGAACAUGGAAGAAGAUUUCCGGCUGAAAGUUUUUAUAAAAGAGUGGUUUGAGGGGAAAGAUGUCCUAGAUAUUGGCUGCAACGUAGGACUGGUGACGUUGCAAAUUGCCAAAGAAUUUGAACCAAGGAGGAUUGUGGGAUUGGACAUUGAUUCAAAACUGAUUGCGGCAGCGAGGAGAAAUAUUAAGAAUUUUAUUCUGGAGGAGGAGCUGGAUGCUAGCAGGUGA